CCUUUUUUAAUUAUUUGGCCACCUGUUAACCAACAAGUAGCCUAUUAAAAUGUAACCAAGCCACGGCGGCUUCAAAGUGAAAACAUUUGUUAUAGUCAUGCUCAAGUCAUUAUGUCUCUUCUCCACUCCUCCUGUUUCAACAGCUGAACGGGUAGCCAAGUAGUGGAGGGGGAAAGUAAGUACUGCCGUGGUCUCCCAGGGGAUUUAUUGUAUGAAUAACAGGGACUUCCAAGUACCCAACAUGCCAACCUUCCGUGCGUUUGUUUGUACGAGGGGUUCGCAACGCCAUGGACAACAUAGUAUCGACAGGCUGCAUAUGAUAAUCAGUAUAGCAAACCAACAGCAAGCAUGGACUACAACGGAACCUGGAAGGUGUAUUUUGAUGACAAUCUGGAAGGGUUUCUGAAAGCAAUGUCUGUACCUGAGAUGAUGAUCAAAAUGUCCAAGGACGUGAAGCCGGUGACCGUCAUAAAGCAGAACGGCCCUGACUUCACCAUCGAGGUGAAGACGCCCGUACGCACCAACGUCAACUCCUUCAGCCUGGGGAAGGAGACGGAGAUCACCGCUAUGGAUGGGAGGAAGUUCAAGUGUACAGUCAGGGAAGAGGAGGGGAAGCUGGUGUUCGAAACAGACAAGUUCACCUCUGUUCGUGAGAUCCAAGGAGAGGACAUGGUGGAAGUAGGAUUAAUUUUGAUUCAUUCAAUGAUCAAUGGAUCAAUGUUUUGUUUUUUAGAAGUCCAAUUGCAGUAUGACGAAGGCAUAAUCAACUGAUUUAAGGAUCUCUUCCUAUCUGCAGACGGUGACUGCUGGCUCCGCGUGCCUCAUCAGGAAAAGCAAGCGGGUCUGAUGAACGUCGGCAACUACCAAUAUGGCCACCAGAUC
Molecule: messenger RNA, 882 nt
Organism: Gadus chalcogrammus (walleye pollock)
Lineage: Eukaryota; Metazoa; Chordata; Actinopteri; Gadiformes; Gadidae
Product: fatty acid-binding protein 10-A, liver basic-like
Exons: 3
Coding region: 349-771 (140 amino acids)
Biological process (GO): fatty acid transport
Cellular component (GO): nucleus; cytosol
Molecular function (GO): fatty acid binding
Source: RefSeq, a predicted model, not a curated record